AUGAUGCUGAAGAUCUGGAUGCUUCUUGACAAGGACGUCGCGGAUGGAAGAUCUACGACGAUGGCUGGAGGAUUGUUCUCGCCAAAGACGGAGGAGAGACGCUGUUUGAAGCGCAACUACCGGCCGAUCGGAAUCGACUCUUCAGUUCAACUCCAGCUGUUGGUUUUUACUCGAAGGUUGUGCCUCGUUCAGAGUGAUUCCGUGGUUUUUACUCGGCAAUCUUGUGAAAUAGCGAUAUUUUGCAAGCUUUGCCGAGGGAAAAUCGCGGAGUCACUCUGAACGAGGCAUUGCGGAGUCACUCUGAACGAGGCAUCACUUCGAGGCCAAACUUGUAGUUGCUCCAAAAAAAAGAAAAUGUUCGGGGUGUACGAGCCCCUUUGCCACCAACGAACAUAAAUUCUUGAAGAAGCGCGCCAGGAAACGGACGCCACCAGAUCGAUCGUUGGUGACGUCCACACCCGGCGCUGUACUCCAAGAGUCUCUGCAAGUUGGGAGGCAAACGCUUGGCUGGGAUUCGAACCCGAGUCUCCAGAUCGAGGGACGAGUUGCCUCGCCACUCUACCAAGCCCGCACGUUCGUUCCACUGGCAUCGGCGCCACAUACCGCCGCUGGUCCCGUGUGUUUGCUUGGGCCGAGAGGCAGAGGCGCCGUUUGAUCUCCUGCCCGACUCUAGUUUCGACUCGGCGCCAAAACCUUGCAUCAUUCUUCCAUCGCCUUCCAUGGCCUUCUAGAACUUCUUUUUGCGUCAUUCUCUUGUACUUUUUAAUACUUUUUUUACAUUUAUUUGAAUAUAUUUGAAGCUUAUUUAGUGUAUUGAAAUACUGUUUUAAAUCAAUUCAAAGCUCAUUUAGUGUAUUGAAAUAUUUCGAAGCUUUUUCUAGCUUUAUAUUCGUUAUUUAAUAACAAAUUACUGGAAACGAUUGCAUUCCAUUACUUUUUGCGAUCAAUUUUGAAUGAAAAGAAGAUUGAAGCUUCUGUAGUUCACUACAUCAUGGUGUAUCUUAAGUAAGCUUUUUCAAAGUUUAAAGUUAAAAUAUUUUGUGUAAAUAAUAUUUCUCUUCUACCUUGUGCUUUCCAUUUAAAGUUUCAAAUUUUCAGACGGUUCAUAUGAAGUAGGAGAAGUCAAGCUUUAAGAAUGUAUUUAUUUUCAUGUUCCUUGAGCAGUUAAACCUGUCAUCGUUUCCUGUGAGAAUAACGAUGAGUUUACUUUGUUUUUAGUUUUGAGUCGAUUUGCGAUUUUCAGUGAGCAACUCCUUCGACAAGACGGGACUGGACGUUGGAGCUGGAUACCAGAAACGGGAAAGGCUUGUUAAAGUCGGUGAAAAUACUGACAGUCGAAGAUCUUUUCCGGAUGUCUUGUUUCUGACGUGUUGUUUCAAUGCCCAGUCCUGUCCACUCUUCAAUGCCGAAGAGAACAAAGAUGAGUUUCUAAAUGGUAGUUCAAAAAGUAAGGAAUUUUUCAGGGUCUGCACAAACUUCAUCGACAGGGCUGGGCAGGAUGUGUCAGAAAUUGAACUUGAUGACUGGAGUUGA
This is a messenger RNA of Caenorhabditis auriculariae, 1533 nucleotides long. The record is from the annotation of a GenBank genome assembly. Lineage: Eukaryota; Metazoa; Nematoda; Chromadorea; Rhabditida; Rhabditidae.